GCGGCCGCCGUCUCGCUGCGGGCGCCGGACCGGGGGGAGGAUGCUGCUAGUCGUGCCCGCGUCCUCGCCGUCCUCCCCGGCCGCCCGCGGGGGCUUUGUUGUGGUCCGGACGCCACGAGCCGCCCCCUGGUGAAGUCGCGUUCUGUCCGCGCACCUAGCGGGAGGGCGGGCGCGCGUGUGCCUGGAGUGCGCGCCUGAGCGCGCUUGUGUGUGCAAGACCCGACCCGCGGCCCCAUUGUGCGUCCACCCGCGGCGGCAGGGAACAUGUGGGUGAACCCUGAGGAGGUGCUGCUGGCCAAUGCUCUGUGGAUCACCGAGCGAGCCAACCCGUACUUCAUCCUGCAGCGGAGGAAGGGGCAUGCGGGUGAUGGAGGCGGCGGCGGUGGGCUGGCAGGCCUUCUGGUAGGCACCCUUGAUGUCGUGUUGGACUCCAGUGCCAGGGUUGCUCCCUAUCGGAUCCUAUAUCAGACCCCAGACUCUCUGGUCUAUUGGACCAUUGCCUGUGGUGGUUCCAGGAAAGAAAUCACUGAACACUGGGAAUGGCUCGAGCAGAAUCUGCUGCAAACACUCUCCAUCUUUGAAAAUGAGAACGAUAUCACCACAUUUGUGAGGGGAAAAAUACAGGGCAUCAUUGCAGAGUAUAACAAAAUCAAUGAUGUAAAGGAAGAUGAUGACACCGAGAAGUUUAAGGAAGCCAUUGUGAAAUUCCAUAGGCUGUUUGGGAUGCCUGAAGAAGAGAAACUUGUCAACUAUUACUCUUGCAGCUACUGGAAGGGAAAGGUCCCCCGACAGGGCUGGAUGUACCUCAGUAUUAACCACCUUUGCUUUUAUUCUUUUCUUAUGGGAAGGGAAGCCAAGCUGGUAAUCCGGUGGGUGGACAUCACUCAGCUUGAGAAGAAUGCAACGCUGCUUCUGCCUGAUGUGAUCAAAGUGAGCACGAGGUCCAGCGAACAUUUCUUCUCUGUGUUCCUCAACAUCAACGAGACCUUCAAGUUAAUGGAGCAGCUUGCCAACAUUGCCAUGAGGCAACUCUUAGACAAUGAGGGGUUUGAACAAGAUAGAUCCCUGCCCAAACUGAAAAAGAAAUCUCCUAAAAAAGUGUCUGCUCUGAAACGUGAUCUUGAUGCCCGGGCAAAGAGUGAACGAUACCGUGCACUUUUCCGGCUGCCCAAAGAUGAAAAAUUAGAUGGCCACACAGACUGUACCCUCUGGACUCCAUUUAACAAAAUGCACAUUUUGGGGCAGAUGUUUGUGUCCACAAAUUACAUCUGUUUUACCAGCAAGGAGGAGAACUUGUGUAGCCUCAUUAUCCCACUCCGGGAGGUGACAAUUGUGGAAAAGGCAGAUAGCUCCAGUGUACUCCCCAGCCCCUUGUCCAUCAGCACAAGGAACAGGAUGACCUUCCUCUUUGCCAAUUUAAAAGAUAGAGACUUUUUAGUGCAGAGGAUCUCUGAUUUCCUGCAACAGACGACUUCUAAAAUAUACUCAGACAAAGAGUUUGCUGGAAGCUACAACAGUUCAGAUGAUGAGGUGUAUUCCCGGCCCAGCAGCCUGGUUUCCUCCAGCCCCCAGAGAAGCAUGAGCUCAGACACUGACGGUGAGCGCCAGUUCAACCUGAAUGGCAACAGUGUUCCAACAGCCACACAGACCCUGAUGACCAUGUAUCGGCGGCGCUCUCCUGAGGAAUUCAACCCUAAACUGGCUAAAGAGUUUUUGAAAGAACAAGCCUGGAAGAUUCACUUUGCUGAGUAUGGGCAAGGGAUCUGCAUGUACCGCACAGAAAAAUCUCGGGAACUGGUGUUGAAGGGUAUCCCAGAGAGCAUGCGGGGGGAGCUCUGGCUGCUGCUGUCAGGUGCUAUCAAUGAGAAGGCCACACAUCCUGGCUACUAUGAGGACCUCGUGGAGAAAUCCAUGGGGAAGUAUAAUCUUGCCACAGAGGAGAUUGAGAGGGACUUACACCGCUCCCUUCCAGAACACCCAGCUUUCCAGAAUGAAAUGGGCAUUGCUGCUCUGAGGAGAGUCUUAACAGCUUAUGCUUUUCGGAAUCCUAAUAUAGGAUAUUGCCAGGCCAUGAAUAUUGUCACCUCAGUGCUACUUCUUUAUGCCAAAGAGGAGGAAGCUUUCUGGCUGCUUGUGGCUUUGUGUGAGCGCAUGCUCCCUGAUUACUACAACACCAGAGUUGUUGGUGCUCUUGUGGACCAAGGUGUCUUUGAGGAACUAGCCCGAGACUAUGUCCCACAGCUGUAUGACUGCAUGCAAGAUCUGGGGGUGAUUUCCACCAUCUCCCUGUCUUGGUUCCUCACACUAUUUCUCAGUGUGAUGCCCUUUGAGAGUGCAGUUGUGGUUGUUGACUGUUUCUUCUAUGAAGGAAUCAAAGUGAUAUUCCAGUUGGCCCUGGCCGUGUUGGAUGCAAACGUGGAUAAACUAUUGAACUGCAAGGAUGACGGGGAGGCCAUGACUGUUUUGGGAAGGUACUUAGACAGUGUGACCAAUAAGGACAGCACACUGCCUCCCAUUCCUCACCUCCACUCUCUGCUCAGUGAUGAUGUGGAACCUUAUCCUGAAGUAGACAUCUUCAGACUCAUCAGAACUUCCUAUGAGAAAUUUGGAACCAUUCGAGCAGAUCUGAUUGAGCAGAUGAGAUUCAAACAGAGACUGAAGGUGAUCCAGACACUUGAGGAUACAACGAAACGGAAUGUGGUGCGCACCAUUGUGACAGAAACUUCCUUUACCAUUGAUGAGCUUGAAGAACUCUAUGCGCUUUUCAAGGCAGAACAUCUAACCAGCUGCUACUGGGGUGGGAGCAGCAACGCACUGGACCGGCACGACCCCAGCCUGCCUUAUCUGGAACAGUAUCGCAUUGACUUUGAGCAGUUCAAGGGGAUGUUUGCACUUCUUUUCCCCUGGGCGUGUGGAACCCACUCUGAUGUGUUGGCCUCCCGCUUAUUCCAGCUAUUAGAUGAAAAUGGAGACUCUCUGAUUAAUUUCCGAGAGUUUGUCGCUGGGCUAAGUGCUGCGUGCCAUGGGGACCUUACAGAGAAACUCAAACUCCUGUACAAAAUGCACGUCUUGCCUGAGCCAUCCUCUGAUCAAGAUGAGCCGGAUUCUGCUUUUGAAGCAACUCAGUAUUUCUUUGAAGAUAUCACCCCAGAAUGCACACAUGUUGUUGGAUUGGAUAGCAGGAGCAAACAGAGUGCUGAUGAUGGUUUUGUUACAGUGAGUCUCAAACCAGACAAAGGGAAGAGGGCAAAUUCUCAAGAAAAUCGUAACUACUUAAGACUUUGGACUCCAGAAAAUAAAUCUAAGUCAAAGAAUGUAAAGGAUUUACCCAAAUUAAAUCAGGGCCAGUUUAUUGAGCUGUGCAAGACAAUGUAUAACAUGUUCAGUGAGGACCCCAAUGAGCAGGAGCUAUACCAUGCCACGGCAGCAGUGACCAGUCUCCUACUUGAGAUUGGGGAGGUUGGCAAACUCUUCAUCACCCAGCCUGUAAAAGAGGGUGGGAGUGGGGGCGGUGGGCCACCCUGCAACCAGGGCAUCCCAAGUAUGCUCUUCCCCAAGAAAGGGCCGAGCCAGCCUUAUGUUGUGGAGUCCGUUGAGCCCCUCCCAGCCAGCUUGGCAGUGGACAGUGAGGAGCACUCCCUGGGAGGGCAGAUGGAGGACAUUAAGCUGGAGGACUCCUCACCCCGGGACAAUGGGGCCUGCUCCUCCAUGCUGAUCUCUGACGAUGACACCAAGGACGACAGUUCCAUGUCCUCUUACUCGGUGCUGAGUGCUGGCUCCCAUGAGGAGGACAAGCUGCAUUGUGAGGACAUCGGAGAGGACACAGUCCUGGUGCGCAGUGGCCAGGGCACAGCGGCACUGCCCCAGAGCACUAGCCUGGACAGGGACUGGGCCAUCACCUUCGAGCAGUUCCUGGCCUCGCUGUUAACAGAGCCUGCCUUAGUGAAGUACUUUGACAAGCCUGUGUGCAUGAUGGCCAGAAUUACCAGUGCUAAAAACAUCCGGAUGAUGGGCAAGCCCCUCACCUCCGCCAGUGACUAUGAGAUCUCGGCCAUGUCAGGCUGAUGUGGGAACCUACCCUGGGGAGGGGCAGGAGUGGGUCUUUUUUAUGUUCUUCUGUGUUGAGCUUUCUUUCUUUUAAAUUAAAUAUUUAUUAGUACCCGGCUUGAAGCCCGGUGUUUUCAUAUUACAAAACAAUGAAAACUGUUGGAAAAAUAUUUAAAUGCCUCACUGUAGGUACAGUACACUCUCUUAAUCUGUUGAUGGGGGAAGGGUGGGGAUUUCCCAGAAUACAGUUUGUUCCGUGAAUUCCAAAAAAAGAUGACUGUCAGUGAUAUGUGUGUAUUAUAACUUAUUAAUCUUGCUGUUGAGCUGUGUCCAUGGUUUAAAAAAUAGUGCUAUUUAAUGCUAAAUAAGGUGGCCAUGAUUUGUGUAUCUGGGCUUUUUAAGUAAAAUUAGAGCUGUUAAGGAAAAUGAAAUGCCACAAAUACAAGAAUGUUCUUAAGUAGAAAAGGCAUUGUCAGCUGAGGUAAGUCCUAUACCACUUUAGGAGGUAUUAAAAAUAUUUUUUAGAAUUUUAAAUAUAUUUCAUGAAAGUUCUCUCUUCAAAACUCACAUUCAAAAGAUGUUCCCCUUCAAGGGGAGAGCAUUUAAGGGUCUACACAGUUAAAAAUGUAGAAAUGAUUUUUAUGUGAUGCCAGAAUAGCACUUCUGUUUGGUUAUAUUGGAAAAAGAUCAGACCAAUUCUUCAUUUUAAGAAACCAAAAUUCAGUGAGAAUGAAUAGUCUUUUGUUACAGAGAAUCUGAAAGGGGCAGCAAAGAUGAGAGAGGGUUCAAUAUGUUUUUUUGAAAGAGUAAAAGUACUGAUACUUCUGAUACUAGAUUUCCAGCUUCUUAUUCAUGCAAAGAAAGCAAAAAUUAAAACAUUAAACUUUACCAUUUCUGUAAUCUCCAUAGAUUCAAGAAAUUAUACCAUGUAUCACGUAUGACCAUCUUUCCUGUCAAUCAGUGUAGAGAUAAUGUAAAUUGAAAAAAAAAUCUGCAAGAUAAUGUAACUGAAUGUUUUAAAACAGAACUUGUCACUUUAUAUAAAAGAAUAGUAUGCUCUAUCUUUUUCCUGAAUGGAUGUGGAAAUGAAAAUUAGCGCACCUGCACUUUGAAUUUUUGCUUCUUUUUUACUACUGUUAGGAUUUUGUUUUUUACACACAUGGGAAGAUUUUUUUUUUCUUUUUAUUGUUGAAUUCAUAGUCAUUGUCACAUAUUCUUUGCUUAUUCUGAAUAUAUUCCUUUCAGCACAUUCCUUUAUUUUAUUAUACACUGUGUUCUUAUUUCAGUUGUUGCUGCUGUUUUCUAUUUUGUUUACAGAAUGAUUUUUAAACUGUCAAAUGAAGUAGUAUUACCCUCAAAUAGGAUAAAUGUGAACAAAUAAAAUAUAUCAGAUACUCAGA
This is a messenger RNA of Orycteropus afer afer, 5447 nucleotides long. It is a transcript of the gene TBC1D9, whose product is annotated as TBC1 domain family member 9. Gene Ontology annotation, molecular function: calcium ion binding. The record is from RefSeq and is a predicted model, not a curated record. NCBI's taxonomy places the organism in Eukaryota, Metazoa, Chordata, Mammalia, Tubulidentata, Orycteropodidae.